Messenger RNA from Gossypium raimondii (Peruvian cotton), 477 nucleotides. RefSeq lists its product as uncharacterized. Bases 1 to 477 code for a protein of 158 amino acids. The transcript has 2 exons. The record is from RefSeq and is a predicted model, not a curated record. Lineage: Eukaryota; Viridiplantae; Streptophyta; Magnoliopsida; Malvales; Malvaceae.
AUGGUUCGGGACAAGUUGAGUUCAGAGUAUACCAUUGAUGAUAAUGGUAUGUUGCGUUAUCGCAAUAGAAUUUGUGUUCCGAAUAAUUCAGAUUUGAAAAAUGAAGUUCUUUCUGAAGCUCAUAGUAGCAUGUAUUCCAUUCAUCCGGACUUGAAAAGAAUAGAUAUAGAAUUUGCGGUUGGUGAUCGAGUGCUUUUAAAAGUCUCUCCUUGGAAAAAAGUACUACGAUUCAGUAGGAAAGGGAAACUGAGUCCAAGAUUUAUUGGACCGUAUGAAGUUAUUGAAAGAAUUGGCCUUGUAGCUUAUAGAUUAGCUUUGCCUCCGGAACUUGAGAAAAUUCAUAACGUGUUUCACGUAUCGAUGUUGAGACGGUACAUAUCAGAUCCAUCACAUGUAAUUACUCAUAGUGAAAUUGAGCUACAACCGGAUAUGACGUACUCGGAAGAACCGGUAAGAAUUUUGGCUCGACAAGUUUAA